This is a messenger RNA of Caenorhabditis briggsae, 681 nucleotides long. RefSeq names its product Protein CBR-SPH-1 (gene Cbr-sph-1). The transcript has 4 exons. Gene Ontology annotation, cellular component: synaptic vesicle membrane; synaptic vesicle. NCBI's taxonomy places the organism in Eukaryota, Metazoa, Nematoda, Chromadorea, Rhabditida, Rhabditidae. The record is from RefSeq and is a predicted model, not a curated record. Bases 1 to 681 code for a protein of 226 amino acids.
AUGCCUUCUAUCCCUGCUCAGUUAAACCUGGCAGCUUUCAAGUUUCCACUUGGGUUCAUCAGAGUCAUCGAAUUUGUUUUCAUCAUAAUAGCAAUCGCAGCUGUAAACAGUUGGGGGAUGACAAUGGAAUACAACUGUAAAGGCCAGGCUAAUAAGACGGUGACUUCUUCACAAGAUGUCUACACCUUUUCGCUAUCCAAUGUUAAACUGACUGGAUGCGACAAUCAGACGCACACUUUCUGGAGAGGAGAUGACAGUGCUGGUGGCAGUGCAGGAUUCUUCUACUUUGUCAACGUCACCGCUCUGAUUUAUGUCAUUUUCAUCUGCUUCGUCUAUGUCAUUUUUUGGGGAAUCUAUCAAACGGAAAAGCGUAUUCCACUCAUUGAUCUUGGUGCCACUGCUCUCUUCUUUAUUCUUUUCUUCUUCUGUAGCUCGAUUUGGUGGGCAGGUGCCAACACAAUCGGAAGUGCUACAUCAGAUGAACAUUUGAAGGAGUUGUUCCAACAAGAAUCUUGGAAAUCACAGAACGCAGCUUUUUCGAAUAGAGAAGUCAACAAUGGAAAGCUUGCGAUUUCAGUGCUGGCCAACUGGGUGUGCGUCCUUUGCUUCGCCUUCAACUCUUGGUUCAUCUGGAAAGAAGUGGUGCCACGUGAUUCCUCCAAUCCAACCGAUAUUGCCUAA